GGCUGCGUUUUGGUGGCUGGAUUCUUUCGGUUGUGCGUGGUGACGGAAGAGCCGAGGGUUGAAGAAACAGAGGUUUGCAGGCGUGUACUCGAAAAUAACCAUAUUUUAAACCUUCGUGAAAGGAACUCCACGCCUCCCGUUUCGCCGGUGUGAAGCCGAGUCUUUUAAAACCAUCAGAAGGGCAGUUUUUACAUUGUCUACCAAAUCUAUUAUCCCUGGGUUCAGUGUGUGAGCAGCACUGAAUGCAGUGAGUACAUCUAGCAACAAGUGACCGACUUGUAAUAUUGGAGAUGAAACCUGAUGGGGUGACCACAGCACCAUCUGAACCAAUGGAAGCUCAGGGAACGGAACCUGUAGAAGAGCCAACUGGCAAUGAAGGUGUAUCCCAGAAUGGCACUACACAAUCACCCCCACAACCCGAUGAACCUCAAAAUGAACAAAAGGCUCCUCCUGCUGUGAAAGAAGCUCCUGGGAAGGCAGUAGGUCCUAAAAGCAAAUCCAAAGGGCUAGUGAAAGGAAAGACUGCAACAGCAGGCCCAGCAAUCACUGGGCCAGGUGCAAGACCCAAAGCAACCCAAAGCCGUGUGGCUAAUGGCCUCACAAAAACUGCAGCAAGUACCGCAACCAAGAAAACCAUUCCAGCUACCACUGUGGCAGCAGAGAAGAAGAGACCGACUGGAGCUGCUGCUUCUGGCAAGAAACCUGUUGGCUCUUCUGUUGCUGUCGCAAACGCAAGGACUCAACCUAAGGUGACAGCUGUUGGAGCGAGCAGAUCAGCAACAACUGCGACCAGCAGUUCAAAGACCGGAACAACUGCUGGUACAGCAAGCACCUUGAGUAAGAGACCAACCACAGAUGCCACCAAUGCUGCAAAAAAGCCCAAAACAACAGCUCCAGCUCCAAGGCCAACCACUGCCCCAAGGGUAGCCACUGCCCCUGCUGCCAAAUCCAGCACUUCAUCAACAGCCAAAACCACGUCUGCUCCUAAAACUAGAACAACUGGAAGUUCAGCCCCACGACCAGCUGCCACUUCAGCUGCAGGAAAAACAACCACCAAUUCUAGUUCUACAGUUGCCAAAACAAUACGCACAGCUACACAACAGCCUGUUAAACCCUCUGUUACAGCAUCAGCUGCCAGGAAAGAUGUUAGCAAAACCGGAACUACUGCACCAGCAAAGAAACCAGCUGGCUCAACAAUAUCCCGUCUGGCAACCAGCAAGCCCUCAAAUUCAGAGGCUUCAAAACCAGCUGCAGUUACGAAACUACUCCCUAGCAUCAAAGCACCCCAACCCAAACCAGAUUACAAGAAAAGUGUUCCAACACGUAAGGUGCCACCUAGUCCACGAAACACUUCCUCACGGCCAACAUCAGGCAAGACCAUUGCAGCCUCGCCUAGUCACAGACAGGCAGAUAGUAGUGCCACAACGAAACCGACACAGUCCGUUUUACCAUUGGUCAAAGGAAAGUCUGAUAAGGAACCUGCAGCAGAAUCUGUACUACUUUCUGCAGCUGUAGUAGCUACUGUCGCUGUAGCAACAGCUGCAGCCAUAGUCACAGAAGAAUCUGUUUCGGGGCAUGCAGCUACUCCAGCUGUUGAGGGCUCUUUGAAUGCACCAGCCUCUGAUUCUUUGGAUGUUGAGGAAAAUGUAGAUGUGCAGGUCCUAAAUGCCAACUCCCAGAGUGUGCUGGAUAUUCCUAACACUGAGCCAAUGGCUCAAGAGGCCUUAAUAGAAACUGGUCCUGUUGAAAAAGCUGGUCAUAUAUCUUCUGCAGUCAAUCUGUUAUCUGAAGAACAGUGUUCAAGGAAAGUUGACGAAAAGCUUAUUGCUGCUAUGGAACCAGUUGCACAGGAAGCAGAUCAGCAAGAAACCACAACUGCUUCACCAAUUGAUAACCCUGCUGCUGCCGCCAUAGUCCCCUCUGGUGGCAUAGAGGUGGCUCAAAAAGCUGAACAGAUAAACAAUGGUUGUUAUGAAGAUGUGGAAGAUGAUGAGAGGGAGGGCAGUCAACAGGUGUCCCUGUCAGAAAUGAGUGGCACCCAACCUACUGAAGAGUCUCGACCCGGAUCAGCUGGGCUUGCUGGGUCUGUUUGGCGGGCAGGGGCCUUGCUUUCAGAGCUUGACUCUGAGGACGUGAGCUGCAGCCAGCAGGGGGCAUCAGAGCUCAGUGCCCCAGGUCUCCUGGAGGGCACAGAAAGCAUGGAUGAUCUUGGUGAUGCUAGCCUUAAAGGAGCUGAUGGUGAAGGUGCAUCUGUUGGGUCUCCUGACUUUGAGAAGGUUCCUGACAUUCCUCCUAAUGAAGAUGAGGAUGAUGACGAUGACGAUGAUAGAGUUUGUGACAUGGAGGUAGGGUCGGAAAGAGCAGAGGACUCGCACAGGCAGCAUCAUGACAACGAGGAUGAUGAAGAGGAUGACGAUGUAGAAAUGGCAAGUGAGGGCAUUACUGAGAGUGGGCUUGAAAGUUACGGGAAUGCUGAUGAGGAUGAUUUAACAGAAGAUUACAGGUUAGACAACCUGAACCGUAUCCAGCCUUCUCCCACGGUUGUCUCUGCACCUCUGGCAGCCCAGUGGAACCAGUCCAAAUGUUUUGCUGAUACUUGGGCCCAACCACCACAACCAGCUUCUACACUUCUCUCCAGUCCUUCCUUUGAACCCUUGCAGGCAGAUCCAGAAACCGCAACCCAGACACCUGCUCAGGCAAAACUGGAUGUUAGCAACUCUGAAAAGAGCCCUUCCUCAACUAAACCCCCAAUCCUUUUUGAGCUUCCACCUUGUUCACCUCAUCAAGCCCUGGUGACUGCUGCAGAGGGUGAUGUCAGCCCCAAACCAGGCACGUCACCACCUCAAGCCAGCAACUCCCAGUAUGGCACCCUUAGUGGCCCUGAUCUUCCAUCUGACAGUAGCAGAGACACAAUAAUACCAGAGAAAGUGAAAGAAUGUAACAACUGCUCAGUUAUUGAUAUUCAAUCUAAAGGGGAGUUCCUUCCAGAAACACUAAACCCUGCACCCGCUGUCCUGCCUGAGAUCAUGCAAGAUCUAGGCAUCCACCUUGAUUGUGCUGAUGAGGAGGAAGAACCAGAGACACUGCCUGCUGAUGACAUGCUGGGUGGUCCUGCAACUGCUCCAGAAUCAGCACCAUCAUCUCCUUCAUCAGCCACUGAGGAUGAGGGAAGUGACACAGAAGGUGAAAUGCAGAUCAGUGAACCUCAAGCUGUGCUACUCGCCACCGGAAGUACCAACAGAACAAAAUCUGUUGCCCAUAGUUUGUCCACUCUAGAGGAGCGUGAGGAAAUAGGAGGAGAGACAGAGGGUGGUGGUGGAAGUGAUACCCCUCAGUCUGCCACUUCUGCUGCAUCCUAUGGCUUUGAUUACAUGACUUCUAACUCAAAUGCCUUGUCAUCUGCUGAGAGUUGCAGCAAGAGCCCUGGCAUUUUUUCCCUCGAAAAUGAAGAGCAGCUCCCAGACGAGGCCAAGGAUCCUUCUCUUCUUAAAGAGCUUACCCUGAUACCUACUACCAUUAUAUCUGGGGAAAAGACUGACCCUCUCAAAAGCCAGCAUGUGGGGCUCCAGUCCCACUCAGAAAAGCAGUACAUGCUGUGUGGAGAGUCCAGUGAGCUUCUGGAGUCUGAUUCCCUACCAGGGGCUGUACCCUUAGAGUCAGGCUCAAUUGAUUAUUUAUCCCCACAGCACUUGGAAGAACAACAAGAUGUUGACACUCCGCAUUCCUACUACUCCACUGUAAGCGAAAAUACUGAUAGUCCUUUGGCAGGUAACGUAUAGAGUGCACUUUAACAAUCUCUUUCCAAAAUCCUUUGUUGAUGUCAUCUCUAUUUAGGGGUCUAUUUUACCUCUAUUUGUCUAGCUUGGGUUUCCCUUGUUGAGGAUGUCUUUUAUUAAGUUAAGUGAAUGAAAAAUAUAUAUUUUUUCUUAUUCAGAACAGUGGUACCACUUCACAAUAUAACAAUUACCUGUAUAUGGCUUAGAACUCCUGUAUGUGCAAUAGCUACUACCAUUUACAAUUAAGGUGACCGUAUUUCCCAAUUGUUCUUUUUAAAAGUAUCAAUGGGUGUUGGUAUGAACUGGCAUGAAUUGAUUUGUGGAGUCCUCGAAACAAAAGAAGCCUUGAUUAAAAAAUGUUGUGUGUGUUUGUCUUUUUGUUCAUUUUUUUUUUUACUUAUCAAAUGCAUAUUCAUUGCUUUUUGUAUUGUUUUUCUAUUAACUCGAAGUACCAAUCUUUCAUUCCCUUCUGUCAUUAUCUGUCCUCACAUUUUUCUGUCUUCUGCACUUUAGGGUUUUCUAACCCCAAACUUUUUAUGUCUUGUUUGGAGUACUUAAUGUCUUUGCAUUAAAUAAAGGUUAGAUAUUUAACAUGAUUCCUUUUUUUCUCUGGAUGUUUUUAUUUUUGUAUGUUUGAGUUGCAAGGUAACUUUGAUCCACUAUGGAUCACUAUAUAGGUAGCCUGGCAGUCUUGUUAAUUCACUGUAAAUAUUAUAUAAUUAAAUGAAGAAAAUUCCAAUGGUAUUUUAUUUUAAUAUUAAUUAAUGUUGAAAAGUACUAUAAAAUUCUUAAUGCUCAUAAUUGUUGUAUGCACCACAUCUCGGGAACCAGUUGGUACCAUGUUUUUCAGUUUAGCGUUGGCAUUUAUAGUUCAGUUACUAGUACCAAUUAACCAUUUUUAAACUUGCUCAUUUACACAAACUCACUGUAAGGGAAUUAUGUAGAGAAAACGGGAUGCUUCCAUCAGAAGGAAAUGUUUCUUCUAUGCCAGAAU
This is a messenger RNA of Xyrauchen texanus (razorback sucker), 4770 nucleotides long. RefSeq names its product proline rich 36a (gene prr36a). Bases 291 to 3779 code for a protein of 1162 amino acids. The transcript has 5 exons. Lineage: Eukaryota; Metazoa; Chordata; Actinopteri; Cypriniformes; Catostomidae. The record is from RefSeq and is a predicted model, not a curated record.